Molecule: messenger RNA, 1382 nt
Organism: Phoenix dactylifera (date palm)
Lineage: Eukaryota; Viridiplantae; Streptophyta; Magnoliopsida; Arecales; Arecaceae
Product: putative aquaporin NIP-type
Biological process (GO): transmembrane transport
Cellular component (GO): membrane
Molecular function (GO): channel activity
Source: RefSeq, a predicted model, not a curated record
UUGUUUUGAAGUUAUGCAUAUAAAUGGCAGCAUGGAGCAUUUUUGUCACUAAAAUGCUUGUAAAUCACAAUUUCAUAUGUUUACUGUGGCAUCCCCCUUAAAAUAUGCAUUUAGAUAAUAUGGCUCUUCCAUCUGUCCUCAGAUCCCAUUCGAUCUCCACAUAAUCCUCUGAACCAUUAACUGAGGACUCCAUAAAUAGAUAACUAACUAAUAGUUUAUAUCCAUAAUUUUAUCCUCUCGCCCUGUUAAAUCUGCUAUGAAAUUUCUACCACCAACCAAAAAAAAGGGAAAAAAGAAAACUCGUAUAAAAAUUCUCCUCAUCCUGGCAUCUUAUUUUCAUAAACCUUCUCUCAUUGCACCAAUCUUCUUCUUUCAAGGAGAAUUUUGAGCUCUUCGGCUAUGACUUCGUCAUCCAAUAGCAACAUGGAAGAGAUCACCAAGGUGGAAAAUGGCAGCCGCGACUGGGAUUCAGGAUUUUGUUCUGCCGCAAUGGUGAAUGUCACACAAAAGUUGAUUGCGGAGGCCAUUGGAACGUUUUUCGUGGUCUUUGCCGGGUGUGGAUCGGUGAUUGUGAACAAGAUGUAUGGUGAAGUGACAUUUCCAGGGAUUUGCAUUACAUGGGGUUUAAUUGUUAUGGUGAUGGUAUACUCGGUUGGUCACAUUUCUGGAGCUCAUUUUAAUCCUGCUGUCACCAUUACCUUCGCAGUUUUUAGGCGAUUCCCUUUGAAACAGGUGCCUUUUUAUAUCCUUGCACAAGUAAUUGGGUCCAUCCUUGGAAGUGGAGCAUUAUAUCUGCUACUGAGUCCAGAGGCUGAACACUUCUAUGGAACAACUCCAGUUGGAUCACCAAUUCAAUCUUUUGCCUUUGAGAUUAUUAUAUCUUUUAGCUUGAUGUUUGUCAUAUCAGGCGUCGCAACAGACACUAGAGCAAUAGGGGAGUUAGCAGGAAUUGCUGUUGGAUCCACUAUAGUUAUAAAUGUCUUCAUUGCAGGGCCAAUAUCAGGAGCAUCAAUGAACCCUGCAAGGACCCUAGGACCAGCCAUAAUCAUGAAUAACUACAAGGCAAUUUGGGUCUAUAUUCUUGGACCCAUACUGGGGACUUUAGCUGGAGGUUUUACUUAUAAUCUAAUUAGAUUCACAGAUAAACCGCUGCGAGAGAUAACAAAGAGCUCUUCAUUUCUCGGGAGCAUGACUAGGAAGUAAGGGAUGGUUAAGAUGUAUGUAGUUGGUCAAAAGGUAUGUAUGUCCUGUGUUUGAAGACCAAAGAUUUGGCUUUAUCUGUGUGUAUAUGUUCACUAAUCACUACGUUUUCUUCCCCAUUCUGUACUAAAUAUGGAGGCACUCUGUUUUUGUGAAGCAAAAUGUUGCUUGGUUUUAAUUUC